Diversispora eburnea is the source of this 316-nucleotide messenger RNA. The record is from the annotation of a GenBank genome assembly. NCBI's taxonomy places the organism in Eukaryota, Fungi, Glomeromycota, Glomeromycetes, Diversisporales, Diversisporaceae.
CAGUUCAAAUGCGCGGGAAUCUGAAAAUGCAAUGCGUGAUGUAUUAAGAUCGGCUCUACAUGUAUUAGUAAUGGAUGCCUUCGCAAAUUUAGGUACAUUAGCAUUUCUCAAGGCCUAUCGUGGUGAAAAUAUCCAAGUGAUUGAUAAUAAAUUUCAGUCUCUUAUAGGUAAGACUAUUGAAUAUCUUUCCGAUCUAAAUAGUGGAGCUAAAGCUAUGCGAAUAGGGUUUGAGUAUUUGAAGCAAGCUCGUGCUUAUUACGGAGAUAUGGAUGGAAAACAACGAAAAAAUGACUUCUUAGAUAUUAAUACAGCUUGA